AUAAAAGCUUGAAUUAUGAGUGAACUUCAACUUAGUUAAAAACUAAAUUAGAGAAUAUAAAAUGCGUGCUUGUUGGCUGCUUGUACUCUUUGGUUUUGUGGUUUUGGCCACAGUUUCUGCCAAUGAGGUCGAUAUUGAUGACCUGGAGGACUCUGAGGAGGAUAAAAGGAUUGCCGAUGGAAAAGAUAACCUAGAAGAUGAGGAUGAGGAAGAUGAUGAGGAUACAAAUGGACCCGAGUCCCAGGACGAGCUAGAUGAUUCCAAGUCCCUGGAUAAGGAUUCUCAGGAUGAUUCGCAGGACGAUGAUGAAGAAGAAAGUGACAAGAGCGAGGCAAAAGACCAGGAAGAUAUAUUUGAACAGCUGUUAACACUUUGAAAUAGACUUCAACGGAGAUACCCCCCUCUAAAAAGCAAAUGUUUUUAUAUUUUUUUUUAACAAAUAUAUAAAAUUCUGGAAAUAACCAUGAA
Messenger RNA from Drosophila eugracilis, 468 nucleotides. RefSeq names its product acidic leucine-rich nuclear phosphoprotein 32 family member B. The transcript is spliced from 2 exons. NCBI's taxonomy places the organism in Eukaryota, Metazoa, Arthropoda, Insecta, Diptera, Drosophilidae. The record is from RefSeq and is a predicted model, not a curated record. The coding region runs from base 62 to 376 and encodes 104 amino acids.